AUGUCGUCUUCGCAAGUUCGAGACGGUUGGUUGGAGCGGUCGCCAAGAAAUCAGGUUAUCGACAAUAUCACCAACACGGUCUUUGAUAUCAAGCGUCUACUUGGCCGUCGCUUCGACAACAUCAACGUCCAGUCGGACGUGAACCUCUGGCCGUUCAAAGCUGUCAACACCGACAGGAGCAGCAGUUCCCGCAGCGUCCAACUGCAAAAGGCUGCCAAUGCUCGCCUUGGAACUUCUGUCAGGGACGCCGUCAUCUCUGCGCCUGCCUACUUCAACGACUCCCAGCGCCAGGCGACCAUGGAGGCAGGAUCGAUUGUCGGUUUCAAUGUCCUCCGGCGUCGUGAGGUCCAGGCUACUACUGGAGACAAUCACUUGAGAGGCCGGGAUUUCGACAACUUUCUCGUGGGGUCCUUUGUCCGUGAGUUCAAGGAAAAUAUUCCCAAUGACAACUAUAAUGGUCCUUGUGCCCUCAAUCGCGUCCAAAUCGCCUAUGAGCAAGCCAAGAUUGCCCUCUUCUCGUCGGAUCAGACCGACAUUGCCCAUUACCUCAUCUCUCUUCCAUCGCGUCUUGGAACCACCAAUACCGUACUCCAGUGUGCCAAUAUCAACAAGCAAUCUGUCCAUGAUAUUGUCUUUGUUGGCAGUUCAAGCAGGGUUUCCAAGAUCCAGAAGAUGGUCUUUGACUUCUUCUAUGGCAAAACGCCCUACAAAUUCAUCAACGUCGACGAGGCCGUUGCCUAA
Molecule: messenger RNA, 741 nt
Organism: Linnemannia hyalina
Lineage: Eukaryota; Fungi; Mortierellomycota; Mortierellomycetes; Mortierellales; Mortierellaceae
Source: the annotation of a GenBank genome assembly